UUCAUUAGUACAACUUCAAGCGCGAGCAUCGAACGUUUCCCGCACUAAAUCCAAUUCCCCCAACAUGAACAAGCUGCUUAUAUUGGCACUGUGCCUGGGUGUGGCUUCUGCAGAUUUCCAGGGAAGGUUCAAGCGAGAAGACUUCCACAGUCGCCACUAUUCUGCCUACCAGCAAGCCAUCGAGACCGCCCGCAAGAAUGCGGGCUAUGGAUCCAGCGGAUCGGCCAGUUUUGGGGCAGGCAUCGGAGGAGAUGCCUCUUUGGCGGGCGGCAGUCUGGGCAACCUGGAAAGCUCCUACGAUUCCGUGGGCGCCGUAGAUACCGCUGAAGGCGCCUCCGGCCAGGGCAGUGCCAGUGAGACUUUUGGAGCUGGCUCUAACUUUGGUCUCGACUCUGGUGCCAACUUUGCAGGCAGCACUUCUGCAGGUUUUGGUGCGCAGAAUGCUGCUUCGUUUGGCGCCCAGAGCGCGCAGCAGUUUGGCUCUUCGUUUGCCAGCAACGCCGCCUUCAAGACCAGCCACUCGUCCAACUUUGGAGCCUCUUCCGCCCAGAACGUGGGCAGCAAUGUGGAGUUUGCCGACAAUUCGAAUGCCGGCGCCGAGGUCAACUUUGGCGCCUCCAACACUUUGAACUCGGCGGCCCAGCUUGUCAAUGGAGGUCAGCAGACGGUCCAGACGGUCCAGGCCGCUCCCGUAAGGAACGGCGCUAACUACGAGUACGUUCGCAACGAGCAGAUUGUGUCGGCCCCCAGGCAGUUUGUCUACACCGCACCCUCCGGCGGCAGCGAGAAGUUUGUGCAGCAUGUGGAGCGCAUUGUCGAGCAGCAGGCCCCAGUGCAGAUCGUCCAGACGCCAACCAGCACCCAGCACUUCUACCAGCGCAAGGUCACCACCACCGCAUCGGCUCCCCAGAUUCAGGUGCAGCAGCAGCCCUCCAGCCGCCUAUCCUAUGGCUCGAACUUUGGCUCCAACACAGCCUUCAACUCAAACUUUGGCAGCUCCUUCGGUCAAUCGGCAGGCCUGAACGUCCACCAAGCCAGCAACUCGCAGCUGCAACAGCUAAUCAACCAGGCACACCAGACCGCCAGACAGCAGGCAGCAUCCAGCUCGGUGAGCAGUGGCUCCGGACUGUCCACGGCCGGGGGCUUCAACAGUGGCCUGACCAAUGCCAACCAAGUCGCGCAGACGCAGACGGGCAGCGGUUACGGCUCGAACGCUGGAUUCGGCUCGAACGCUGGAUUCGGCUCCAACACUGCAUUCAAUUCCGGCUUUGGUUUUAACUCUGCCAGCUCCUUGAACUCUGCCAGUUCCUUGAACUCUGCCAGCUCCUUGAACUCCGCCAGCGCCUUGAAUGCCGGAAGCAGCGGCUCCCUUCUGAGCGGAUCCCUUCUGAGCGGUUCUCUGCUGGGCGGCAGUCAGGGCUCCCUUCUCGGUGGUCAGAGCAACUUUGGUGUCUCCGGUGGUCUUGCCAGCGGGCAGCAACAGCAGCAAGCAUCGGGUGCUGGUAACUUUGGGGCUGGCGGUGCCGGUGCCGGUGGCUACCAGUCAAAGCAAUGGGAGAAGCAGUCCAAAUGGUCCUCCCAAUCUGAGUUCGACUCGGACGGUCACGUGAAGAACUACAAGGACCUGGCCACUGGCGAGAGUGAGAACCAAAACAUUAAUGGAAAGCAGAUUGGCUACAACGCGGCCACCGCUUCUGUGGAUGACAACGGCAGGGUCAGCACCUACAGUGUCCACUCCUAAGCAGUUUUUUCUUAGUCCAUAACCUAUCGCGUUCUGAGACAGACGGGUCCGAGGCGCCUCUAAUUAAUGAUUGUGUGAAUCUGUGGAUUUUUGUAACGAAUUGAUUAAAUGUCUGACAUUUA
This is a messenger RNA of Drosophila obscura, 1863 nucleotides long. RefSeq names its product fibroin heavy chain. Bases 65 to 1741 code for a protein of 558 amino acids. Lineage: Eukaryota; Metazoa; Arthropoda; Insecta; Diptera; Drosophilidae. The transcript has 5 exons. The record is from RefSeq and is a predicted model, not a curated record.